This is a messenger RNA of Kockovaella imperatae, 1081 nucleotides long. RefSeq names its product Fcf1-domain-containing protein. Gene Ontology annotation, molecular function: small ribosomal subunit rRNA binding. The record is from RefSeq and is a predicted model, not a curated record. Lineage: Eukaryota; Fungi; Basidiomycota; Tremellomycetes; Tremellales; Cuniculitremaceae. The transcript has 4 exons. Gene Ontology annotation, cellular component: small-subunit processome; nucleolus. The coding region runs from base 36 to 875 and encodes 279 amino acids.
GUUCUCAACCUAUUCACCAUCAACACCUGCUCGUCAUGCGACACAAGCGUGCAAAGGUGUAUAAAAGGGCCAUGGGUAUAUACACCCAGGCUUUCAAUUUCCGUCAACCGUUCCAGAUUCUAGUGUCACAAGAUAUCCUGUUGAGCCUGAAUAAGGAGAGCGACAUACACAAGCAGCUCUUUGCGUGUGUGCAAGGUAAUGUGAAGCCAAUGAUUACUCAGUGCUGUAUCGAUGCCUUGUACAAGAAGGGCAGAGACUAUCAACCGCUUGUGGAUAUUGCAAAGACGUUUGAAAGACGUAAAUGUAAUCACAGGGAGGUGAUUGAGCCGGACGAGUGUUUGAAGGAUGUGAUCGGCCAAACCAACAAACAUCGCUAUGUGCUUGCUGCCCAGUCAGUCAAACUGCGAACGUCCCUCUCUACUAUCCCUGGCCUCCCAAUGAUUCAUUUCAAUCCCCGAGGCGUGCUCGUCCAAUCUCCUCCAUCCCGUGCGACGCUAAAAUAUAAGGACGCAAUGGAAGAAGAACGAAGGACGGAAGGUGCUAGAGUCUUGGAUGGCAUCGUAGACGGAGACAACGUCCUGGGAGCCGCUCAGAUUGACGGUGGGCAAAGGGCCGUGGCAGGUCCCUCAAGCAGCGGUCAACCUAGACGCAACAGGAUCAAAGGACCGAAUCCGCUGAGCGUCAAGAAGAAGAAGAGAAAAGCGCCAGAUGACCAGGCUGAGACUGCGACCAAGAGGAAGAGCUCUGAGCCUCGGGACGUCCAGGUAGAAGGCUCAGAUGAUGUUAGGAAGAAGAAGAAGCGGAAACGGAGAGGCAAAGGAGAGGUGGCGUUGGCCAUCGAGGAGAUUAGGGCUGGACAGAUGGCAGAUGACUAGACGGGGGGCACGCUCGUGAUGUGGCUUCUGACAGAGACUCUAAGAGCUCUCAUUGGCAAGACUUUCCGUGCUAUUGGGAGACAUUGCUUUGCCUAACUCACAAAGUUGGUCACCGGUGAAGAUGUGGCACCAACUCCUGCCACUUCUCGUAGAGCAACAACCCGUCGUGCAUGUAAUGUGCUGCAUGAAUACGCUGCGUGUCGUCU